AUGAUACAUUUGAAAACGAAGCUUUGGCUAUUUAUUAGGUGUAUUACUGAACUUCGGUCUUAUAUAGGUGACUCUUCUUUUAUCGUUGAAACUGAUCAUAAACCACUUGAACAUUUUCAUCAAAAACAAAUUAAUAAUAAACGUGUGAUGAACUGGACUUUUAAAUUACAGGACGUUUUACCGCAAAUCGUUGCCAUUAACUAUCAUCAAGAUGCCAAUAACACAGCUGCUGAUUAUAUCUCACGCCAUUUUUCUCCAUAUGUAAACACUCGUAUGAGCUUUUCAAUUGUCCAUCAAAUCGAUGCUGACUUGUCAACUGGUCCUGAACAAUGGUCAAACGAAAUACCAAAACCACAACAUACACAAUUCAUUGCACAACCGGUUUCAACAAAUACUUUUCCUUAUACGACUGAUCUUAAUUUAGAACUUAAUGCCAUUACAACCCGAGCACAAGCUAAAUUCCUUGUUCAAUCUAAACUGCCAACAGCCACUAUUUCAACAGCACCUAUAAAGGUUCAAGCUCUAUCUGUUUCUUCAUCUUCGGCUAACUCCUUAUAUGAUUUUAGUCUAUCACGUAUUCGUUCUGAACAUGAACAGGACCCAGGUGUUCAACAAGCACUGCGAGAAGUUCGCAACGAACCAGAUGAUCAACUAUUUAUUCUACAGGACGGUAUUCUUUAUAAACUUGUUAGCAGAGGUGCUAUCAAAAUUAAAGUACUCUAUGCACCCGCGAAAUUAAUUCCAGAAUUACUAGCUGCUCAUUAUGAUCAUCCGUCAAGUGAUCAUUUUGGAAGGCUAUUAAAGUCGAAGUGA
Messenger RNA from Rotaria sp. Silwood2, 813 nucleotides. Lineage: Eukaryota; Metazoa; Rotifera; Eurotatoria; Philodinida; Philodinidae. The record is from the annotation of a GenBank genome assembly.